AUGGGCCGUGCCAGGAUAGCGGACGAGCACUGGGCGGGAGUGACCGACCUCCGCAAACGAAAGCAGAUUCAGGAUCGACUGGCUCAGCGAGCGAGACGGCAGCGACUCUUGCGCGCUAAGAAGACGUCUUCAACAGAAAGUCGAUGUCAAACUGCCGUGACCAACACUCCUGCCAUCAAUUCGACAGAGACUGAUCCGAGCAACAACAGCGACGACUGGUACAGCGGCUCGGAGUGUCUCUCCAUCAACACGCACCCAAGUCACUACGAUGCACACGCUACCAAAGCGUCGGGAGAGUCCUUGUUUACUGGUCAAGUCACAGCGAACAUCUAUGGAGCAUUCUAUCAGAACGGUCAGAUACUGGGUCUACUCUGCUCCGUCAACUUCAUUGGCACCUCAGCGCCUGCAGGACCAGAAGUUCCAGCAGCCCUGCGGCCGACGCAAUUACAAAUGAGUGUGCCACAUCCUCCUUGGAUCGACCGUUUCCCGUUCCCACGGAUGCGGGACAAUAUGAUCACCCUGCUCGGCCUAGUGAACGAGGAGGACUUCUUAGCAGACCUGUUCUGCUUAUCGAGCUUUUCGAUUAAAGCAGGAGGAGCCUCGUGGGACCCUGAAUCAUGGACCAUCGGACGCGAGUUCGAAUCUAGAUGGGGCUUUUUGUUUCAUUGA
Messenger RNA from Cyphellophora attinorum, 669 nucleotides. RefSeq lists its product as uncharacterized. The transcript is spliced from 2 exons. The record is from RefSeq and is a predicted model, not a curated record. Lineage: Eukaryota; Fungi; Ascomycota; Eurotiomycetes; Chaetothyriales; Cyphellophoraceae. The coding region runs from base 1 to 669 and encodes 222 amino acids.